CAUCAUUCCAUCCCGAAACCGAAUGUCGUCAUAACGCUUCUGAAAUCACGGUAUAAAUUAUUCAUUUUUUGUCCUCGAGCCGAAGACACACGUUUUGGAUCGAUGUGGCUACUGGAACAAGAAGGGGAUGUCUUCGGAGGUCGACGGCUCUGGCUCCGGCCGGGUCAGCUGUACCUCUUCGGCCGAACUACCUCGGAACCCGGCCAACUCGCCAUCUCCCACAAGACCAUCUCGCGGAAGCACAUGACCAUUCGUGUUGACAGCGUGCCACAGGGCGACAGCCAAAACCUCUCCACGCGAUCCAUUGCCGUUAUCGAAGACCUAUCGACCAAAACCGGGACAACUGUCGACGGGCAGAAAUUUAGAGGCGAGACUUAUACUGUCACACAAUCAAACGUCGAGAUCAAGCUGGGAUCAUGUCCAGAAAUAUUUAGGCUAUUAUGGCAUCCUGUCGCCUUAGCUUUCAGUUUCACUAGUCGUGAAUUGCAAGCAGACCCCUUCAGCCGGCUACGCGAAGCCCUCGAACAGCUGGACAUCAAAAUAUCACACGAAUACAAUAUCCGGCACACGACCCACGUCGUGUCCAAGAAACGCAACACUCCAAAAGGCCUGCAAGCUCUUAUCAAUGGCAGGUAUAUCGUUACAGACGCCUUCGUCGACGCCAUCAUCGAGGCUACACAGCGACCGGACGACGCCGACCCUUCUUCCCCAUCCCCCUUGGAGCAAGACUUUGACGGAAACUGGCCAAACCCUCUCGAAUAUUUGCCUCCCCGUGGAGGGGAGCCAGUGGAGAGACCGACAGACGCCUAUGCCCCCGAUGGUAGCCGCCAAGAUUUGUUCGAGGGCUACACCUUCAUAUUCUACGACCGAACCCAAUUCGAUAACCUCCUAGACCCCAUUACCAACGGCAAGGGCAAGGCUCUCUUCAUGGAGGUCACCCCGGAGAAGACGCCCGUGGACGACUUUAUUCGUUUUGUCAAGACAGAAGCAGGCGAAAAGGGGCUGGGUUCAUUCGAGGAUGGAAGCGAGGGUCGCGGCGUGGUCGUGGUCCGCUACACGCCCAGCAAAGGUGACCACAUGGACUGGUACGCCGGUUUCUUCACCCAGGUCUCGUUACGUCUGGACCACCGCCCCAUAGAACAGAAGGAGUUUCUAGAGGCCAUAUUGAUCAAGGAUGCGAGCAUUCUGCGGCGACCACUCGAAGUCGCAACUCCUCAGGAUACCCCAGUCGCUUCUUCAGCUGCGCAGCAAGUCGCCGCGAAUACCGGGGAGGCGAUGGAGGUUGAUCAGCCCGGCACUUCUCAGGAAACAUCGCAGGAUCGCAGCGCAGGGUCGUCUGUGCCAGUAUCAAGACGUACUCGGGCCAGGAGAGCACCAACACGUCGAUUCGCCGGAUUCGCAAGCGAAGACGACGAAGACGACGCCGACAAGGACAAUACCGCGACGCCAGAUAUUCCCAUCGAAAACCCCCCCAACACCGAAGAGGAGCAUCACGGCUUGUUCGUUUCACAACAUCCAGCACCCUCACCCGCGGAAGCCCCGGAAUCUGGCGCGACGGCCUCAAACCCGUUUCGGAAGCGCAACGUUGAAGACGUCCUUGGGGGUAUGCUCCCCACAGCAGAUGCGGUCAAACGCCGCCGUAUCGAGGCUGGCGAAGACCCCGUGCCUGGCCGGCCGACCCCCCCUCCCACAGCAGCAGCAGCAGCACAAGAAGCCGAAACAACGCCAAGAGAGCCGAAACCACCGCUGAAGAAGCCGAAAAAGGAGCUCGACGUCCUCGAAGAAGCGCGAAAACGCCGCGAGGCGCUGGAAGCCGAGGCCAAGGCCGAACAGGAAGACCUCGCCACCCUGCCCUCGGACAUGGACCUCAACGCCAUCCGCCGCCUCCACAUCGUGGAGGAGAUCAAGGUCCGGCGGCGGCCCGCAGAAACAGCAGGCGGCGCCGGCGGCCAGCGCACGCGCACGCGCGAACAGGACGUCGCGGAGGGCCGGUGGGACCCGCGGUGGAACGGGCGCAAAAGCUUCAAGCGGUUCCGGCAGCGCGGCGCCCCGACGGGACGACCGCCGAUGAAGGUCAUCGUCCCGCUGGCGGAGGUCAAGAAGAAGGACUACGGCAUCGGGGACGAUUACUGGUUGGAGGACGACGGGGAGAAGCGCAAGAACGAGACGCAGCAGAGUGUUGGUGCGGUGCGGGAUUCGGUCCCAUCGGCGGCGGGCGCGCCAAAGCAGCUGUCAUCUGCCAGGACGGCGGCGCAGCGGAUCGUCCUGACAGACGAUAGUAGUGGCGAGGACGGACGUGACGUCGUCGAGGGAGGAACGUCGGUUGGAAGGGGCCCGAAUGAUAAUGAUGGUGAUGGUGACUCUGUGUUGCCUCCUCCGCAGUCCAUACGCACAGGGUCGUCGCGGACCGCGGUGGCAUCGGAGACAACGCAGAGCACGCUCUCCGGCACGCGAUCUGCGACUAGGAGCCAGACGCAAGGACAGACUUCUCAGAGGUCGGCGGCGGCGGGGAAGAGGUCGGCGGCAGCCCCUCCCGCGAGGGAACCGGUGGCCAAGAAGCCGCGGGCGACGAGGAGGAUAGCGGAGGUGCAGGACAGUGACGACGGGAGCGAUGAUGAGCUGCAGUUCAAGUUUGGGAGACGGCGGUAGAUACCAGGUUCAUGAAUACAUGAUUGUUCAUGGCGACG
This is a messenger RNA of Sodiomyces alkalinus F11, 2687 nucleotides long. RefSeq lists its product as hypothetical. Gene Ontology annotation, biological process: mitotic G2 DNA damage checkpoint signaling; double-strand break repair via homologous recombination. Gene Ontology annotation, cellular component: Mre11 complex. NCBI's taxonomy places the organism in Eukaryota, Fungi, Ascomycota, Sordariomycetes, Glomerellales, Plectosphaerellaceae. The transcript has 5 exons. The record is from RefSeq and is a predicted model, not a curated record. Gene Ontology annotation, molecular function: damaged DNA binding; protein binding. Bases 103 to 2649 code for a protein of 848 amino acids.